Molecule: messenger RNA, 1665 nt
Organism: Aspergillus uvarum CBS 121591
Lineage: Eukaryota; Fungi; Ascomycota; Eurotiomycetes; Eurotiales; Aspergillaceae
Product: sugar porter family MFS transporter
Exons: 5
Coding region: 1-1665 (554 amino acids)
Biological process (GO): transmembrane transport; carbohydrate transport
Cellular component (GO): membrane
Molecular function (GO): carbohydrate:proton symporter activity
Source: RefSeq, a predicted model, not a curated record
AUGCUGGUUGGCAACAUUUACGUGAUUGCGGGUGUCUCCGUCGUUGGUGGCGCCCUCUUUGGCUUCGAUAUCUCUUCCUUGUCUGCCCAACUCAAUGAGAACUCCUACAAAUGCUACUUCAACCAGGGUCCGCAGGGACCUCCCUUCACCGACGACGAGGACUGUUCGGGUCCGACCUCCUUGAACCAAGGUGGCAUCACUGCUGCCAUGGCAGCUGGCUCUUGGCUGGGCGCCUUGAUCUCCGGUCCGCUGUCAGAUCGGAUUGGACGAAAGACCUCCAUCAUGGUUGGCUGUGUUAUCUGGUUGAUCGGAUCGAUUAUCAUCUGUGCGUCCCAGAACAUCGGCAUGCUAGUGGUGGGCCGCAUCAUCAACGGCUUGUCGGUCGGUAUCGAAUCGGCCCAGGUUCCGGUCUACAUCAGCGAACUGUCUCCCCCCUCGAAGCGUGGUCGGUUCGUCGGCAUGCAACAGUGGGCCAUCACAUGGGGAAUCUUGAUAAUGUUCUAUAUCUCGUACGGAUGCUCCUACAUCGGAGGACAGAAGUCCUACAACUACAGCACCGCCUCGUGGCGUGUUCCAUGGGGCUUGCAGAUGCUCCCGGCCGUGUUCUUGCUAGGAGGGAUGCUGGUGCUGCCCGAGUCACCUCGCUGGCUGGCACGAAAGGAUCGGUGGGAGGAAUGCCAUCGCGUCCUGGCGUUGGUUCAUGCCAAAGGCGACUUGCAUCAUCCGUUCGUCGCCCUGGAGAUGCAGAACAUUCGCGAUAUGUGUGAGCUUGAGCGACAGUACAAGAACGUCACCUAUUUGGAUUUAUUCAAGCCGCAAAUGCUGAACCGGACCCUGAUCGGCUUGUUCACGCAGAUCUGGUCGCAGCUAACGGGCAUGAACGUGAUGAUGUAUUACAUCACCUAUCUCUUCUCCAUGGCCGGCUAUACGGGCAAUUCUACUCUCCUGGCCUCGUCCAUUCAGUACAUCAUCAAUGUGCUGAUGACUCUCCCAGCUCUGAUCUGGAUGGAUCGUUGGGGUCGAAGGCUUCCCUUGCUGGUGGGGUCGGCUUUGAUGGCGAUCUGGAUGUAUACGAAUGCGGGUAUUAUGGCCGUGCAUGGGGAGGUGGUUCCGGGUGGGAUUGACGGUGUUGCGGCGGAAUCGAUGCGUCUGCACGGGGCGGCGGCCAGGGGGUUGAUUGCCUGCACCUACUUGUUCGUUGCUUCAUACGCCCCCACCCUCGGCCCCGUUUCGUGGACAUACCCGCCCGAGCUCUUCCCGCUCCGUCUCCGUGGGAAGGGUGUUGCUCUAUCAACCUCGGGCAACUGGGCGUUCAACACCGCACUGGGACUGUUCACUCCGACUGCCUUUGCCAAUAUCCGCUGGAAGACGUACAUCAUCUUUGGCGUCUUCAACACCGCCAUGUUCAUCCACUUCUACUUCAUUUUCCCCGAGACCGCCGGAAAGACCCUGGAAGAGACGGAGGCCAUGUUUGAAGACCCCAAUGGCAUCAAGUAUCUCGGGACUCCAGCCUGGAAGACCAGGGUCAAGACCAGUGCGGUCCGGGAGAUGGAGCGCGGCCAUGUUGAUCUGGAGUCGAAGAUCGCGCCGGGCCACUCUCACACCGAGCACACCGAGACGGUCACAGCUGGUGAAAAGCGGGCGGAGGAACGAGCGGAGGUUUGA